CGACGGCGGCGGCGACGGCUCCGGCGGCGGCUCCCGCGGCGGCGGCGGCGGCCGGGGGCUGGAGGCAGGAGACCCUGGCUUCCCAGGGGGCCCGGCUGGGGCAGACGCGAGGGGCCUGGGGGGGCGCUGGCUUUGGCCCCACCUGGGGCAGGAUGGUGAAUCUGGAGCCCAUGCACACAGAUCUCAAGAUGAGUGGGGAUGUAGCCGACUCCACGGACGCUCGCGGCACGCUCAGCCAGGUGGAGCCAGGAAAUGAUCGAAACGGCCUAGAUUUCAACAGGCAGAUUAAAACGGAGGACCUCAGUGACUCCCUGCAGCAGACCCUCUCGCACCGGCCAUGCCACCUGAGUCAAGGACCUGCCAUGAUGUCCGGAAACCAAAUGUCUGGGGACAUGGCUUCCCUCCACCCGCUCCAGCAGCUCGUGCUGGUUCCCGGCCACCUGCAGUCCGUGUCCCAGUUCCUACUUUCUCAGACCCAGCCUGGGCAGCAAGGUCUGCAGCCAAAUCUUCUCCCCUUUCCACAGCAACAAGGGAGCCUCCUCCUCCCGCAGCAGACUGGGCCUGGCCUUGCAUCCCAGGCCGUUGGGCGCCCCGGGCUGCCAGGCUCCUCCUUAGAUCCCCACCUGGAAACCUCCCAGCAUCUCCCAGUGCCCAAGCACCUGCCCACCUCUGCGGGGCCCGACGAGCCCAGUGACCUGGAGGAGCUGGAGAGGUUCGCCAAGACCUUCAAGCAAAGGCGCAUUAAGCUGGGCUUCACACAGGGAGACGUGGGGCUGGCCAUGGGAAAGCUGUAUGGCAAUGACUUCAGCCAGACGACCAUCUCGCGCUUUGAGGCCCUCAAUCUGAGCUUCAAGAAUAUGUGCAAGCUCAAGCCACUGCUGGAGAAGUGGCUGAACGAUGCAGAGUCCUCUCCAUCAGACCCCUCGGUGAGCACGCCCAGCUCCUACCCCACUCUCAGCGAAGUCUUCGGGAGGAAGAGGAAGAAACGGACCAGCAUCGAGACCAACAUCCGCCUGACUCUGGAGAAGAGAUUUCAAGAUAACCCCAAACCCAGCUCAGAAGAGAUCUCCAUGAUUGCUGAGCAGCUGUCCAUGGAGAAGGAGGUGGUGAGGGUCUGGUUCUGCAACCGGCGUCAAAAGGAGAAGCGGAUCAACUGCCCUGUGGCCACACCCAUCAAACCACCCAUCUACAACUCCCGGCUGGUCUCUCCCUCGGGGUCUCUGGGACCCCUCUCGGUCCCUCCUGUGCACAGCACCAUGACGGGAACAGUAACGUCAUCCUGUUCCCCUGGGAACAACAGCAGGCCUUCGUCUCCUGGCUCAGGACUCCAUGCCAGCAGCCCCACUGCCUCUCAAAAUAACUCCAAAGCAGCCGUGACCUCCUCCUCCAGCUUUAACUCUUCAGGAUCUUGGUACCGAUGGAAUCACCCCACCUACCUCCACUGAGACCAGAACCGCUUCUCCCUCCUCCACCUGGCCCUGUGCUCCCUGCCAGGAGGAGGGGAGCCGUGCUGUCUCUGUAUGGACAGGUCACUUUCAGAAGAGUGGAAGAAGAGCCCACCGUCAAUGAACCCAAACUCUUGCCUUCUCCAGAGCAAAGGCCUCUGGAGAUCCAAACUGUGAUGGAACCCUAUGCUGACGCCUAAUGCUCUUGAAACACACACCCCUCCUAGGAGUUUGCCAUUUCCACCUUCCCUGCCUAGCCCUCACCUUCUAGCCCUAAAUUCUCUAGACAGCUACACUGCGGCAGGAAUCUUCCAGAGAAAGGACUUCUUGCCAUUCUUCUCCAACUCUCCUGUGGGCUUCUGGGGACAGCUGUUUGCCUGGUGAGCCAAAUUCCCAGGAGGGGAGACGAUGGUUUUGAUCUGAACUUAGCCACGGUCCCGGACUGAUCCCACAACCCGUAAGAAGAAUGGGAUCUGAUGUACCCACCAUGCCUUGAUGUUUUCUCUGUUCAGCAGGGCUUUCUGCCGGAAGCUUUGCUCCAGCCCAUGUCCCGUCUGACCUCACCCCCUUUUCUGUAACCAAGUCCUCCAGGUUUCCUCCUCUUUUCAAAGGCUGAGUUGCCGCUCCGCCCACCGGUGCUCCUCUCUCUGCUCCCAUCUCCCAGAGGCCGGGAGCCUGGUUCUUCCUCUUCCUCCCUGUGCUGCUCCUUUUCCCGUCUGCUCCCCCCUUUUCUCUUGGAUACAGAAAAGGAGGAACACGAGUGCAAACACACAGCCAUUACGCUGGCAAAAAACCGUGUACAUAGCCCCUUCCAGCUUUGCAUUCUGUUCUCUCCUUCAUGUGGAAUUUUCCAGCAAAAUGUUUAACUCAGGUGUGAAUUUUGAAGAUAUUUCUGGAAUAUUUCAUCUUCUUUAAAAAAGGAAAGGAAGAAAUACCAAAGUGUGAAAUACUUGCUAGUUUCCACGGAGCUGCCAGUGUGGACUGGGACGCUUGGUGGACUUUCUGGGGAAUGUUCUCUCUAGUGGCUCCUUCUGUGUGGACCAGUGUGUAAAGUUGUAACCUGAAGCCAUUCCAGAAAUGGUAACUCUUCUUUUUUCUUUCUUUUCUUUUCUUUUUUUUUUUAAAGACUGAAUACCCAGAAAGCUGUUGAGAUUCAAAGGAAUCUCUCUAUUUCUAAACAGAUUUGUGUAAUGAUGAUAUAAACUGUUCCACUGUUAAGAAGAGGUUUACAGGAUUGCUUUGGGUUUUUCAUUGUGGGGAAAUGUGAGGGCAUGUAAUGAAAUGGGCUGGGGAGUGCGCGCUGUUAGCCUGCGUCCCACAUCGGAGUGCCUGGGGCUGAGUCCUGGCUCUGGCUCCUGACUUCAGUUUCCCACUAAUGCAGACCCUGGGAGGCAGCAGGUGAUGGCUCGGGAGUUGGGUUCCUGAUACCCAUGUGGGAGACCUGAACUGAGUUCUUGGCCCCUGGCUCCAGCUUUGGCCCAGCCCUGGCUGUUGCAGGCAUUUGGGGAAUGAGUUGGAAUGGGACUUCUAUGUCUCUCAACCUUUCAAAUAAAAAUGAAAAAUUCAAAAGAAAAUAAAGAAGGUGGAAAAUAUUUCAGACUGGCACAUUGUCACUUUCCAAACUGGUGCUGAAGAUGGUGCACAUUAAUACAGGGUCCUGAAGCGUUCAAGGUGCUCUUUUUUUUUUUAAAGAUUUAUUUAUUUAUUUGAAAGUCAGAGUUACACAGAGAGAGAAGAGGGAGAGAGAGAGAGAGAGAGAGAGAGAGAGAGGUCUUCCAUCUGCAGAUUCACUCUCCAAUUGGCUGGAACGGCCAGAGCUGCACUGAUCCGAAGCCAUGAGCCAGGAGCUUCUUCCAGGUCUCCCACGUGGGUGCAAGGGUCCAAGGAUUUGGGCCAUCUUCCACUGCUUUCCCAGGCUACAGCAAAGUGCUGGCUCGGAAAUGGAGCAGCCGGGUCUCAAACCAUAUAGGGUGCUGGCACUACAGGCAGUGGCUUUACUGGCUAUGCUGCAGCGCCAGCCCCGAAGGUGCUCUUUUUGACAGAACCAUCUUGAGGGCAGAGGGGGCUAGGGACUGAUGAGUGUUUAAAAUCAAGUCAUUUGGAGACUUAAGAAGAGGUGGAGGCUGAAGUUAAUAUAAGAGUACUUCAAAAAGUCUCUGGAAAAAUGGAAUUAAAAAGGUAAGGUUACUUUGGUGCCAAAAAAAUUUUUGAAACCCAGGCACAGUUUUUUUUUUCAUAAUAUGCAUUUCCAUGAAAUUUUUGAAGACCCUGUGUAUCUCGUAUCCCAGGUAUCCUGAAUACCAAUUAUUCAUUAUUCACAAUGGAGAUCAAUAGAUAUGUAAGGCAAAGGUAAUUUAUUAUUUUUAAAAUUUUUAUUUACUCGAAAUAUAUAGGGAGCAAGAGAGAGAGAUCUUUAUCAGCUGGUUCACUCACCAAAUGACUGCAGUGGCCUGGACUGGGCCAAGCUGAAACCAGGAGCUUGGAACUCUGUCCAGGUCCCUUAUGUGGAUGGCAGGGGCCCAAGUACUUGGGCUAUCUUCCGCUGUCUGUCCACACACAUUAGCAGGGAGCUGGAUGGGAAAUGGAGUAGCUGGGACUCCAAACCAGCAUCUAUAUGGGAUGCCAGCAUUGUAGGCAGUGGCUUAACCUGCUGUGCCAAAAUGCCAGAUCCAAAAGAUAAUUUAACAUUCAUAUGUAUGUGGCUUUGGUAUAUAUUACCAUUUUUGGUACAAAGGUUGAGGUACAGGGAAGUUAUCCUUGUGGUUUGUCUAGGUUAAUAAAAAGUUAAAUAGUUGCCAUUGCUGCAGUAGAUAUUGGAUGGUGGGAAUAGGGAGCCCUUAAUGCCAUUUUCCAUGAGUGUUUCAGAAUCUUAGAAAUCAUCAAUAGUUAACUUCUGAUGUUGGAAUGGGGGCUUAUAUGAAGACUCCUAUUUCAUGUCAUGGAUGGGAGAAGGCCUACUGGUAGUGAUUGUCUCUCAAGGAAAGAUCCAGUUAAAAAGGGGAUAUAGCAAACAGACAGCAAGAGAAGACUCCAGCUCCACCACUCAUGGCCCAUCUGUGCAUGUCUGGCACACACACAUGCAUAGUACACUCCUGCUUGUAUACUCAUGGAGGUCAGAGUUCACCCUUCCCUGCAGCGUCCUGGCUACCUUGCCAUCCUGCUCAGUUGAGUGCUAAAAGCUGAUCUCCCACACUGUCCAGAAUUCUGGUUUUCACGCAUUGGCCCAUGGUUUUUGUAACAGAAAUAAACAGAACUGUAGUACAA
Oryctolagus cuniculus (rabbit) is the source of this 4709-nucleotide messenger RNA. RefSeq names its product POU class 2 homeobox 3 (gene POU2F3). Gene Ontology annotation, cellular component: nucleus. Gene Ontology annotation, molecular function: RNA polymerase II cis-regulatory region sequence-specific DNA binding; DNA-binding transcription factor activity, RNA polymerase II-specific. Gene Ontology annotation, biological process: regulation of transcription by RNA polymerase II. The record is from RefSeq and is a predicted model, not a curated record. NCBI's taxonomy places the organism in Eukaryota, Metazoa, Chordata, Mammalia, Lagomorpha, Leporidae.